ACAACUCGGGCUGGGAGCCAUUGCAUUGUGGGGAGGGAGACUGGGGCUCCUCCGGGACGCACUCCUGGCACCGCCAGCUGCUCCUCGGCCCGGCCGGCGGCCCGCUCAGGACGAUGCCCCCCACAGCCAUCCUGUGCCCGUCACCACUGCCCCGGGAGACGCCUCUGCUGCUGCCCUUCGCUGCGGGCCCCGCGAUGGCGCCCCGGCCUCCACUGGGCGCCUGCCUGCUGCUUGUGCUGCCGCUGCUGUGCCCACCGCUCACCCCGACGUGGGCACACCGCUUCCCAGCGCCCAAUACCACCCUCAACCGCUUGGCGCUGGCCCCAGGCCGGGGCGCGCUCUACGUGGGCGCGGUGAACCGCCUUUUCCAGCUCAGCCCCGCGCUGCGGCUCGAGUCGGUGGCCGUCACAGGCCCGGUCCUCGACAGCCCCGACUGCGUGCCCUUCCGGGAGCCGGCCGAGUGCCCGCAGGCCCGGCUCACCGACAACGCCAACCAACUGCUGCUGGUGAGCGGCCGGGCCCGGGAGCUGGUGGCCUGCGGGCAGGUGCGGCAGGGAGUGUGUGAGAAGCGGCGCCUCGAGGAUGUGGCGCAGCUGCUGUACCGGGCCGAGGACCCCGGCGACGGGCAGUUCGUGGCUGCCAAUGCCGUGGGCGUGGCUACGGUGGGCCUGGUGGUGCCCGGGCCAGGCCAGGACCUCCUGCUGGUGGCCAGGGGCCUGGCGGGCAAGCUGUCGGGCGGGGUGCCACCCCUGACCGUGCGCCAGCUGGCUGGGCCACAGCCCUUCUCCAGCGAGGGCCUGGGCCGCUUGGUGGUGGGCGACCUCUCCGACUACAACAACAGCUACGUGGCGGCCCUCGCUGACGCUCGCUCGGCCUACUUCGUCUUCCGCCGCCGUGGGGCCCGGGCACAGGCCGAGUACCGCUCCUACGUGGCUCGGGUCUGCCUGGGGGAUGCCAACCUCUACUCCUACGUGGAGGUGCCCCUCACCUGCCGGGGCCACGGCCUCAUCCAGGCCGCCUCCCUCGCCCCAGGCGCCUUACUGGGAGCGUUUGCUGCCGGCCCGAGGGGGGCGCAGGCGGCCCUGUGCGCCUUUCCCCUGGCCGACCUGGACGCGACCAUGGAGCGGGCCCGGCGCCUUUGCUACACCACGGGCGGCCGGGGCCCCGGCGGCACGGAGGAAGCCACCGUGGAGUACGGCGUCACAUCGCGCUGCGUCACCCUGCCGCCCGACUCCCCCGAGUCAUACCCCUGUGGCGACGAACACACCCCGAGCCCCAUUGCGGGCCGCCAGCCCCUGGAGGCGGGGCCUCUGCUGCAGCUCAGAAACUCCAUCAGCGCAGUCGCAGCCCUCCAGGCAGACGGACACACGAUAGCGUUCCUGGGGGACGUCCAGGGCCAGCUGCAUAAAGUCUUCCUCAAUGGCACCCGAGGCCAGGUGUACCACUCACAACAAGUGGGGCCCCCGGGCUCGGCCAUCAGCCCCGACCUGCUGGUGGACAGCAGCGGCAGCCACCUCUACGUGCUGACUUCCCAGCAGGUGGACCGCUUACCCGUGGCAGCCUGCCCCCAGUUCCCCGACUGCAGCAGCUGCCUCCAGGCCCGGGACCCCCUGUGCGGCUGGUGCGUCCUGCAGGGCAGGUGUACCCGCAAGGGCCAAUGCGGGCGGGCAGCCCAGCCCAACCAGUGGCUAUGGAGCUACGAGGACGGCCGCUGCCUGCACAUCCAGAGCCUGCUGCCGGCCCACCAUCCCCGCCAGGAGCAGGGCCAGGUCACCUUGUCUGUGCCCCGGCUGCCCACCCUCACCGUGGACGAAUACUUCCACUGUGCCUUUGGGAACUAUGACAGCUUGGCUCACGUGGAAGGGACCCACGCGGCCUGCGUCACCCCUCCCCAAGACCAGCUGCCGCAUAACCCUCCAGGCACAGAGCACAUCACCUUGCCCCUGGCCCUGAUGUUCGAGGACGUGGUCGUGGCUACCGCCAACUUCUCCUUCUACGACUGCGGUGCCGUGCAGGCCUUGGACGCGGCUGCCCCGUGCAGUGCUUGUGUGGGCAGCCGCUGGAGGUGCCACUGGUGCCCCCAGAGCAGCCGCUGUGUGUACGGGGAACGCUGCCCGGAGGGCGAGAGGACCAUCUACAGUGCCCAACAGGUGGACAUCCAGGUGCGGGGCCCAGGGGCUUGUCCCCGGGUCGAGGGCCUGGUAGGCCCCCUCCUGGUGCCUGUGGGCUGGGAGAGCCGUUUGGCCCUGCGCGUGCGGAACCUUCAGCAUUUCCGGGGCCUGCCUGCCUCCUACCACUGCUGGCUGGAGCUGCCCGGAGAACUGCAGAGGCUGCCAGCCUCCCUGGAGGAGGUGGCCGGGGACGCCGGCCUCAUCCACUGCCAGGCCCAGCAGUUCCAGCCCUCCAUGGCCCAGCGGGAGCUCCCGGUGCCCAUCUACGUCACCCGGGGCGAGGGCCAGAGGCUGGACAAUGCCCGCACUCUUCAUGUGACCCUGUACGACUGCGCGGUGGGCCACCCCGACUGCAGCCACUGCCAGGCGGCCAGCGGGAGCCUGGGCUGCCUGUGGUGCAGCCACGACCGGCCCACCUGCCGCUACGGGCCGCUGUGCCCGCCGGGGGCCGUGGAGCUGCUGUGUCCCGCACCCAGCAUCAACGCGAUUGAGCCCCUGACCGGCCCUCCUGAGGGCGGCUUGGCCCUCACCAUCCUGGGCUCCAACCUGGGCCGGGACUUUGCCGACGUGCAGGACGCCGUGAGCGUGGCUGGCCGGCCCUGCAGCCCUGACCCCUCUCUCUACCGCAUCUCUGCCCGAAUUGUGUGUGUGACAUCUCCUGCCCCCAACGGCACCGUGGGCCCAAUCCAAGUGGCCGUUAAGAGUCGGCCACCGGGCAUCUCAACCCAGCACUUCACCUACCAGGACCCCGUCCUGCUGAGCCUGAGUCCCCAGUGGGGCCCCCAGGCAGGGGGCACCCAGCUCACCAUCCAUGGGCAGCACCUGCAGACGGGAGGCAACAUCAGUGCCUUUGUGGGCAGCCAGCCCUGUCGUAUAAGGGAGCCAGUGUGUCCUGAGGCCAUCGUGUGCCACACCACGCCCCAGGCCAGCCCAGGAGAAGCUGUGGUUCGAGUGGUCUUCGGCCGUGCCCAGCGCACGCUGCUCGCCAGCCCCUUCCACUACACCGCCGACCCCCAGCUCGUGGCGGCGGAGCCCAGCGUCAGCUUCCGGGGGGGCGGGCGGCUGAUCCGAGUCAGGGGCACGGGCCUGGACGUGGUAGAGCGGCCCCUGCUGUCCGUGUGGCUGGAGGCCGCGGAGGAGACGGCUGUGGCGGUGCAGCCCCGGGACCCGACCCCCAGGGGGAGCUGUCGGGCCCCCGCCGCAGCGCCCCAGGCUUGCACCCAGCUUGAGGGGGGCCUGCUGCAGUGCUCCACCGUCUGCUCCAUCAACUCGUCCAGCCUCCUCCUGUGCCGGAGCCCUGCAGUGCCGGACGGGGCCAGCCCUCGGCGCGUCUUCUUCGCCCUGGACAACGUGCAUGUGGACUUCGCCCGUGCCAGUGGGGGCCAGGACUUCCUGUACCAGCCCAACCCCCGCCUGGCCCCGCUCAGCCGCGCCCGCCCCUACCGCCUCAAGCCAGGCCACAUCCUGGAUGUGGAGGGUGAGGGUCUCAACCUGGGCAUCAGCAAGGAGGAGGUGCGCGUGCACAUCGGCGACGGCGAGUGCCUGGUGAAGACUCUCACGCUCACCCACCUGUACUGCGAGCCGCCCGCGCGGGCCCCGCAGCCCACCAACGGCUCCAGACCCCUGCCGCAGUUCGUGGUGCAGAUGGGCAACGUGCGGCUGCCACUGGGCCCCGUCCAGUACGAGGCUGAGCCCGCGCUCUCUGCCUUCCCCGUGGAGGCCCAGGCGGGCCUGGGCCUGGGCGUGGCCGUGCCGAUCGCCGCCGUGCUCCUCCUGACCCUCGUGUACAGGCACAAGAGCAAGCAGGCCCUGCGGGACUACCAGAAGGUUCUGGUGCAGCUGGAGAACCUGGAGAUCGGCGUAGGCGACCAGUGCCGAAAGGAGUUCACAGACCUGAUGACGGAGAUGACUGACCUCAGCAGCGACCUGGAGGCCAGCGGGAUCCCCUUCCUGGACUACCGCACAUACGCCGAGCGCGUCUUCUUCCCCGGGUGCGGCAGCUGCCCGCUGCAGCCUGCCCUCGAGGGGCCCGGGGAAGAGGGCCGCCGCGCGCCGGUGCGCCAGGGCCUCAUGCAGCUCUCCAACCUGCUCAACAGCAAGCCCUUCCUCCUUACGCUCAUCCACACCCUGGAGGAGCAGCCCAGCUUCUCCCAGCGGGACCGCUGCCUCGUGGCCUCGCUGCUGUCCCUGGCACUGCACGGCAAGCUCGAGUACCUGACCGACAUCGUGAGGACGCUGCUCGGAGACCUGGCUGCCCAUUACGUGCAGAAGAACCCCAAGCUCAUGCUACGCAGGACGGAGACUAUGGUGGAGAAGCUGCUCACCAACUGGGUGUCCAUCUGUCUCUACACCUUCCUGAGGGAGGUAGCGGGUGAGCCGCUCUACGUGCUCCUGCGGGCCAUCCAGUACCAGGUGGACAAGGGCCCUGUGGACGCCGUGACAGGCAAGGCAAAACGGACCCUGAACGACAGCCGCCUGCUGCGGGAGGACGUGGAGUUCCGAACCCUGACGCUGACGGUGCUGGCUGGCCCGGGGGUUGGCGGGGCUGCGGCGGGCAGCAUGGUGCAGCGCGUGCCUGCCCGGGUGCUCGACACGGACACAAUCACCCAGGUCAAGGAGAAGGUGCUGGACCAAGUCUACAAGGGCACCCCCUUCUCCCAGAGGCCCUCAGUGCACGCCCUAGACCUCGAGUGGCGCUCAGGCCUGGCUGGUCACCUAACCCUGUCGGACGAGGACCUGACCUCAGUGACACAGAACCGCUGGAAGAGACUCAACACCCUGCAGCACUACAAGGUCCCGGAUGGAGCCACGGUGAGGCUCAUUCCCCAGCUGCACAACGGAGGCGCCAUCUCCCAGAGCCCGGCCCCGAGCUGCCCCUCUGGGCAGAGUGAGUCCCGUGGCCCAGCCGCACCAACCUGCCCCCGAGUUCGAGACGUCCCCGCGCUGGAGGACGGUGAGGACGGCGGGGUCCGCCUCUGGCACCUGGUGAAAGUCGCCGAUGAGCCAGAAGCAGCGAAGGCGCGGCGCAGCAGCCUGAGGGAGCCGGAGCGGGAGCGGACGCGGGCCAAGGCCAUUCCGGAGAUCUACCUCACCCGCCUGCUGUCCAUGAAGGGCACACUGCAGAAGUUUGUGGACGACGCCUUCCAGGCCAUCCUCAGCGUGAACCGGCCUGUGCCCAUCGCUGUCAAGUACCUGUUUGACUUCCUGGACGAGCUGGCCGAGAAGCACGGCAUUGAGGACCUGGAGACCUUACACAUCUGGAAGACUAACAGCCUGCUCUUGAGGUUCUGGGUGAACACCCUGAAGAACCCACAGCUCAUCUUUGACGUGCGGGUGUCGGACAACGUGGACGCCGUCCUCACCGUCAUUGCCCAGACCUUCAUGGACUCCUGCACCAUCUCGGAGCAUAAAGUGGGCCGGGAUUCCCCCGUGAACAAACUACUCUACGCCCGGGAGAUCCCUCGCUACAAGCAGAUGGUGGAGAGGUACUACUCCGACAUUCGCCAGAGCUCUCCGGCGAGCUACCAGGAGAUGAACUCGGCCCUGGCCGAGCUCUCGGGGAAUUACACCUCCGCUCCCCACUGUCUGGAAGCUCUGCAAGAACUCUACACCCACAUCCACAGGUACUACGACCAGAUCAUCAGUGCCCUGGAGGAGGACCCUGUGGGCCAGAAGAUGCAACUGGCCUGCCGCCUGCAGCAGGUUGCCGCCCUGGUGGAGAACAAGGUGACUGACCUGUGAGCUGGGCAGCAGCAGGGUCUGCCAGUUCAAUGCCCUGGACGGAGCCUGGACGGAGCCGGUGACACAGGAGUGGCUGGCAGAGAGCGGGAGCGGCUCCCUGCUGCCUACCCGCCCCCCCCCCCCCGCCCCCUCCGCUUCCCUCCUUCCCCGCCUGGGCUUCUAACUUAUAACCAUCCUUUCUCCCUCCCCCUUCCCCACUGUAUUUAUGUGUUUGCUGGAGCAUCACAUCUGGAAAUAAAAUAGAAAUGUCUUUAGAAGAAGCCCAAUGCCCAGCCCCACCUUCGCCUGUGAGUCUCUUCAGUGCCCCAGCACAGCCCUCCCCUCGGCCCAGGGCUACGACUUCUACUACCUGAGAAAACGAGGACUCCGAGGCCUUGCUCUCCUCCCUCCCCGACCCCUGCGGGAAAGGUGCCCCUGCCCUCAGGCCCCCAGCUAUGCCACCCCAUCCUCCCGGUCCUUUCCUCGGCACAGGGACGUAGAAGCAAGCGUCGCCAGUCACCGCCAGGCCCCCUCCGCUUCCCUCUGACUCUGACAGUCCCCAGCUGGCCUCCUGGCUCCCCUCUUCGCCCCCCAGCCCUCCUGGGAGCAGCCGGUGUUCUUUCUGAAGAGCCAAGGUGCCCACCGGUCUCUGCCGGAAGCCCACGGUAGCGCCCACAGGCUCGGGGGGCUCCUUGGCCGCCCAAGGCCUCCCCUCGUCUUCCCCACCCACACCAGCCAUGGAGGUCUCCACCCCAUCCUGCUGCCUCCCUGGAGGCUUCCCCACCCACCCCCUUUCUGGGGACCCAAUUCUUCCUCCUGGUCCCUUGGAUGGGGUCCCAAGGUCACGAGCUCCAAGGGCUCUCUGCCUGACCCGGACAUCUCUGCCACCAGCCCACUAGAGCUGUGGGCUUACUUGCUUCCCACUCGAGGACCCCUGAGGGCGGGGCCCGGAAGAACAGCUCCCUACGCCUCCUACGUGGAUAUGUGCACGUGUUGGAGCCAGUAAGCAAGGCAGGGCUGGGCCGCAGGGAGCCGGGAGAGACGGUGCAGCAGUAGAGUCCCAGGCGGGCCGUCCCCAGGCCGUCACUCAGGCCCAGCACCUGUGGUGGGAAGAGCUGCCCGCAGCUCACGCCCCUGACCUUUGCCUGGCCAGGGCCCCCAGCGACGCUACACUGAGGGACAGGAGGGCCCCAGCCUGUCUUGGGGAUCAAGGAGCCAUCGGAAAAGCGGGGACCCAGCAGAGAGGGGGCAGGGAAUGAGGUACCCGUGGGAAUGCAGGGAUCGCCUCUGGGAAGGCUCCCCCAAGGGCCAAACAGGAAGCCAGAGAAUGUUCCCAGAGUGUCACCGGCACCCUAGGGCAUGUGAGAAGGGGUGAAAGCCCGGCCUGCCAUGCCCGCAGUGCCCUUGUGUGGCUGUCCCCAUCAGCGGGCUCUGGAGUACAGGGGUUCAGUCUGACGACCAGGUCACCGCCACAGGCCCACUCAGCGGUCCCCUCUGCCAGCCCUGAAGCGCAGGGGCUCAGCCUGGGGCCCGGUUCGUCACAUGCCAGCGUGGGCGUCCCCCUUGGCCCUGGGGUGCGAGGGAGCUCACUGUGGAGGAUGCGUCACACCGUGUCGGUGGAGGGGUCCCCUCUGCCAGCCCUGGGGGGCGGGGGCCUCGUCCUGGGGGCCGGG
This is a messenger RNA of Orcinus orca (killer whale), 7564 nucleotides long. It is a transcript of the gene PLXNB3, whose product is annotated as plexin B3. Gene Ontology annotation, molecular function: semaphorin receptor activity; protein binding. NCBI's taxonomy places the organism in Eukaryota, Metazoa, Chordata, Mammalia, Artiodactyla, Delphinidae. The transcript is spliced from 36 exons. Gene Ontology annotation, biological process: regulation of GTPase activity; negative regulation of cell adhesion; semaphorin-plexin signaling pathway involved in axon guidance. Gene Ontology annotation, cellular component: semaphorin receptor complex. The record is from RefSeq and is a predicted model, not a curated record. The coding region runs from base 114 to 5912 and encodes 1932 amino acids.